This is a messenger RNA of Parnassius apollo (apollo), 1599 nucleotides long. The record is from the annotation of a GenBank genome assembly. NCBI's taxonomy places the organism in Eukaryota, Metazoa, Arthropoda, Insecta, Lepidoptera, Papilionidae.
AUGAGUACGCAGACAGUAACUGAAGAUACGAUCACUGAGAUGAAUAAAUAUAAUUUUAACAAACCAAUUAAUGUUACGAUAAUUUUUGAUGAGUGUGAAGAAGAUAAUGAUUGCCAAGAGGUACAUGACAUAGAAAACUCUACUACGGACACAAAUGUGAAAGAAAAUAACAAAAAUACUAAUACCAACGUACAUGAAAAACUUAUUAAUGGCAUCAAGAAGAAAUUAAAUAAUAGUAAUAAGAAAUUAAAAAAGCGAGUUAAUAAUGAUGGUGAAAGAAAAUCAAAACAAAAUAAAGGUUUAGAAAAAACUGGCACUAUCAAAAAUCCUUCAUUAAUACAGACCCGUAAUAAUCAUAUGGAAUAUACAACAAUGCAUUUAAUUAAUAACACAGGAUUAAAUCAAUGUAAUAAACCCAAUCAACAAAUUAAUACAGAUAUGAUGUUGGGCCUCGUAGCAAAAAAUAUGAUUUUGAUUAUGGAAGCUUACACUAACUACUACAAAACAUUAAAUAACUCUGUUGAUAAUCUUACUUCUGAAUACUCCGAUUUCCUAAGAACGAAUUAUUUACGCAUCAAGUAUUACUAUUUUAAUAAAUCUCAAACAAUAUCUGAGUUGAUACUUUUACCUCAAGAAAGAAAUAAAUGUUUUAUCGAAAGCUUUUUGUUUAGGACAAUUCAGAUGGCCAAAGGAAAAAUGAAUAUCUCGUAUAAUAAUCUCAGAAAUCUAUAUUUUGAUUUAUUAGAAUGGACUAAACAGAAACAAGAACAUUCGUCUCGUGCAAUUAAAGAAAACCAGAAUAUGAAUAACUUUCAUCCCCUCCUGAGGGUGAUUCCGCCUUCAAAAUCACUGUCGCAAAAUAUUUCUGAUCAUAUAAGAAGACCUGAAAGUGAAAGUCAAACUAAAGAUUUUGAUAAAAUCAACUUGUUUUCGUCUGGACCACCUGGAAAUGAGAUUAACAUAAGUGUUGAUCCGAAAUUUAUAAAUCCCAAAACUCAUCAUGUUACUGCACAAUGCCGUACAACUUGCCUUAAUGAAAUGCAAUCCAUAAAUCAUAAUGUGCAAACCAGUGUUCCCUUAUCGAAUAUAGUGAAUUGUAAUGCUAAAGAAAGUAUUGGUUUUAAUAACACUCCGAUAAGGAACAUACAAGAAAGGCGGAUCGAUACUCAAAGAAUACUAGAAGAUCCAUGUGCCAAAUAUUCUAGUCAGCCACCAGUGAUUUAUCAAGAUAAUAUGCAAAGCAGGGUUACGCCAAGAAACAGUAAUGAGUAUGAAACAAGCAAACAAUCAGAUUCACAAGACGCCAAUAGAUGUUCCAUAUCCAGAGAUAGCGGUUUUAUGAGUCCAAUAAUAUUUAACCCGUUAUCGGAACCAACGUACGAUGUAAUUCGGGAUCAAUGCUUGUCGAAGACAACCUCUAUGACUGUGUCAAAUGUGACCACAUAUAUGCCUAAUACUACGAAUGCAAUACUUCGUUUAUGUCACGUUUGUGGAAAAAUAACAAAACUAAUGUGUGUAGGCUGUUACAAAUUAUACUACUGUUCUGAAGCUUGUCAGUCUGGCGAUUGGAACGUGCAUAAAUUUGUGUGUCACAAAUAA